Molecule: messenger RNA, 3149 nt
Organism: Capsaspora owczarzaki ATCC 30864
Lineage: Eukaryota; Filasterea; Ministeriida; Capsasporidae
Exons: 11
Coding region: 113-3022 (969 amino acids)
Biological process (GO): nuclear-transcribed mRNA catabolic process, nonsense-mediated decay; mRNA export from nucleus
Cellular component (GO): nucleus; nuclear cap binding complex
Molecular function (GO): RNA cap binding; mRNA binding; protein binding
Source: RefSeq, a predicted model, not a curated record
UUUUGUUCCAUACUGAACACUUUUUUUUCGUUCAUCGGUCGUCUCAAUCUUUUUCUUCCCCCGACAUCCAAAAAAACUCCCAUCAGAAACACAGAAAGCAAAAAGGUUCGGGAUGCCGCGCUAUGACAGUGGAUCGGACGACGACGACGAUCGCCGGUAUGGCCGUCGUGGAGGCAGCAGCAGCAGUGGCGGCUCGUCGUCCAUGAUGGGCGGCUCGCUCAACUCCCGCGAACGCGAGCGCGACCUUGCAUUGCGUGAACGCGAUCGCGCACGAGCAGAGCUGGAGCGGGAGGCCCGCGAGCGCGAGGAGGCCUCGGCAGAGCGUGAACGGGCGCUCUCUGGCGACGGGAGCUCGGGCUCGGGCUCGUCCUCGGGGCGGGCGGGCCGAUCCUCCGCUGGCGACCGCCGUGGCGGCAGCUCCCGAGACAGCCGCGACUCUCGGGGCAGCCGCGACGACCGCGACGGGCGAGGCGACCGUGAAAGCAGAGAUCGCCACAAUCACAGUGGCAGCAGUAGCGGAGAUCGCAGCAAUACUGCUCCACCUGCUCCCAACGGUGGCUUUGUGUUUGAGCAGCUUGCACCAGCAAAGGCGGGCUCGGCACGGCCGCUUGCAAAUGCCGCCGAGAACAAGGCGCAACUGCGGUCAAUCAUUGUGCGCAUUGGCGAAAAGUCCUCAAGGUCGAUUGAAUACAACCUCCAUCGCAUCACCUUGCUGCUGGCGUCCGACUUGAGCGUGCGCGAACUCCGCGAGCACAUUGUGCGCACUCUCAUCUCGUGCAUUUCCGAGCUGCCGGAAAAGACAACCAUUUACUCGACUUUGGCGGGUCUGUUGUGCAGCUUGGACAUUACCUUGAUUCCCGAGCUGAUUGAGCGUUGCUGCGAGCGCCUGCAAUUCUGCCUCGAGCACAGUCUGCACCGGCACGCCAAGCUCACCGUCCGCUUUUUGGCGGAUUUGGUGAAUGUGCGUGUCGUGCAACCCAGCUCAUUGCUGGUACUGCUCGAUUCAUUCUUGGCCGUGACCAACGAGCCGCAAGUCACCCAGCGUCGUGCCGAUUACUACGUGUUUUUGGUACUCUCUGCCCUUCCCUGGGCCGGGCCUUUCCUGAAUGUGUCGCGACCCAACGAAUUUGCGCGCCUGAUUGCCUUUUGCGAAACCUUCAUCCAGCGGAGAAGGGAAAGCGAACUGUUUGUGGACGCCAUCCGAGUGUGGACGUCCGUGGACGGCUUGCCCCAGGAAGAAUAUCUCAUCAGCUUGUGGAACCAGAUUGUCAAUCUCCGUGCCACAAACUGGGACGAGAGUGUGAUUCUGCGCCCGUACAUGACGUUCAGCGAGCAGCUUGAUCAUUGUGUUCCGAGCCCCCUGACUCCCAUCACUGUGCCAGCUCAUUCACUGGCCUCGUCCUACCCGCUUCCACAAGUCAUCUUCCGCCUGUUCACCGCCGAAGAUACACCAGAGCCUCCUGUCUUGCCGGCGGCCGACUCUAUCGACCGUUUCACAUUCGGCGACAUGAUUCAGGAUUUGGUUUUCUUCUACGAGCCCAACCGCAAAGAGUGUCUCCGGUCACUGUCACAAAUCCCUGCCGGCCAAUACCCCGUGGAUCAUAUGAUUAUUGAGUCGCUCUUUGCCGAUUUGUUCGCCCUCCCCAACCCUCCGCAUCGCGAGGUCUACUAUUCUACGCUUCUUAUUGAGUAUACUCGCGAUUCUCGCACUUUGGACGAAGUGCUGCAACAAGCAAUCCAGCGCAUUUACGAGCGACUCGAGUUUAUGGAUGUUGCUUGUGUAAACCGAUUCUGCGAAUGGUUUGCCAUGUAUCUCAACAAUGGCGGCUUCCAGUGGGACUGGAAUCGCUGGUCGGAAAUCCUUACCCUGGAUCCGCUUCAUCCUAAAGUCAUCUUCUUCAACGAGACGCUCUUGCGCGUGCGGCGGUUGAGCUUCCACGAGCGUCUGAUCAAGAUGCUACCUGAAGACUUUCACUCGCUUCUUCCGGCACCGCCAUUGCCGUCCUACCCGUUCGAGGAGACUGAAGCUACUCAAGAUGCCAGCGUUGCGAAGGCCCUGGUCACUUCUUACUUGAACAAAGAGUCCAAAGCCAACGUGCUGAACGUGCUGAACAUGGUCGAAGAGUCAUCCAAUCCGGAGCUCACUUUGGCGCAGGCCAGGUUCCGACUCUUCUUGUUCUCGCUGCUUCAGGCGGGCUCCAAGUCUCUGAGUCACAUUUCCACGCUACUUGAGCGUUAUAUCGAAGCAUUUGAUGACUUUACGCAAAUGUACGGCGGCGACGACAGCGCAGCUGAAUCGUUGCGUUUUGACACAAUCAAGAUUCUGACCGAGUUUUGGAAGGAUAACGAGCAAAUGCUCAUCAUUCUGAUUGACAAACUCAUCACCCUGCGUCUGCUCACGCCCUCCACGGUCGUGGAAUGGCUGUUUUUGUCCGAGAAUGUGGUCAACUUCCACCGGUUUUACUACUGGGAGAUUGUCAUCAACUCGCUGAGCAAGCUGCAGUUCAAGAGCCAACAGGCUCGCCAAGCUUACAACAAGGCACGGCUCGACCUCGAUGACACCAUGCGCAAGCGGAACGAAGAGCGGGCUCUGCUCAACGAGCAGCUUCAGGAGCUCACCGGAAUGGGCAGCACCCUCUCCGAUUCCGCCACCAUGGUGGUCAGCAAGCUGCAAACUCGCUUGCGAGGAAUCAUGUCCGAAGAAUCUCAAGAAGAUGAGCGACUUCAAGCGCUCGAGUCUCAUCUGGAUACUGUCCAAACAGAUUUCCGUGCCGUCUUCCUUCAGUUGUUCACGCGCUUCCAAGUCGUUAUUUCAGAUCACCUGAGCAACGCGCGUCAGAAUGACACUGCGUACAACACACCGUGGUUUCACCACACUGUGGCACGUCUGUUAGAUGUUGGACGCAAGUAUCACGAGGAAAUCUCCGCCUUUGCAGAGCGGUUGCGAAUGCUCGUCUUUACGGAUGAUGUGGAUGAGCGCGUUCGAGACAUUUUCAACCAGCUUCGCAGCCUGCACGAAUGAUGAUUUUUGGUUUUUGACGCUUUGGUUGUACUUUUUCGCCAAACAAAUCGACCUGCGUGAUAUUCAUUUCAUUGUUACGGACGCUUCCAACACAAAGCACAAAAUAAUCCUGAAAAAAUAAAACCCC